This is a messenger RNA of Mytilus californianus (California mussel), 991 nucleotides long. RefSeq lists its product as uncharacterized. Gene Ontology annotation, molecular function: transferase activity. The record is from RefSeq and is a predicted model, not a curated record. Bases 44 to 991 code for a protein of 315 amino acids. The transcript has 4 exons. NCBI's taxonomy places the organism in Eukaryota, Metazoa, Mollusca, Bivalvia, Mytilida, Mytilidae.
CCGUAUCAUCACUACUUGUAAAAUCAAUCUAACGUAAUCAACCAUGGGAGUUUUUACUGUACUGUUGGUAGCCAUUGUUGGAACUGUCUACGGAUACGGAAAAUUUGACCAUAGUAUAGGAUACGGCGUUGCUGCAGGAUAUGGUGGUGGUAGAGGUUACGGUGGUGGUUCAUGGUAUGGCGGUGCUGGAGGUAUUAGCGGAGGCGGUAUUAUUGGUGGAGGUGCAGGCAUUGGCGGUCGUGUAAGUUUUGAUGGAGGUGCAGGUAUUGGCGGAGGUGCAGGUAUUGGCGGGGGUGCAGGUAUUGAUGGAGGUGCAGCUAUUGGCAGAGGUGCAAGCUACGGUGGCUGGACAGGAGGAGCUGGAAACUCUUGGUGUACCUGUCGUCCAGGUUUGUGUCGUAAAUGGGAGACAACUUUGAACAAACAAUGCAGAUUAACACCACUGUUCCCAGGACAAUGGAACACCUGCUGUCAGGGAUUCCCAUGGUGGGUUACUAGCCGUAAUUAUGGUGGAUACGGCGGUGGGUAUGGUGGCAUAGUUAAUGUUGCAUACGGCGGUGGAUACGGUGGUGGAUAUGGUGGCGGAAUCGGUGUUCCAUACGGCGGUGGAUACGGUGUUGGAUAUGGUGGUGGGUAUAGUAGUGGAAUAGUCGGUGGAUUAGUCGGUGGAUACGGAGUUAGUGGUGGAUACGGUGGUGGAUACGGAGGAUAUGGCGGUGGUGGAGGUUAUAGGGGUGGUUCAUGGUACAGUGGAGCUGGAGGUAUUGGCGGAGGUGCUGUUAUUGGUGGAGGUGCAGGUAUUGGCGGAGGUGCAGUUAUUGGUGGAGGUGCAGGUAUUGGCGGUGGUUUAGUUUAUACCGGAGGUGCAAGCUACGGUUUGUUAGGAGGAGCUGGUAACACUUGGUGCACAUGCCGCCCCGGUUUGUGUCGUAAAUGGGAGAGAACUUUGGACAAAAAAUGCAGACUAACACCUCUGUUCCCAGGACAAUAG